Molecule: messenger RNA, 405 nt
Organism: Penicillium verrucosum
Lineage: Eukaryota; Fungi; Ascomycota; Eurotiomycetes; Eurotiales; Aspergillaceae
Exons: 1
Coding region: 1-405 (134 amino acids)
Source: RefSeq, a predicted model, not a curated record
AUGGUCAUUACCCCCAGACACCCUGGCGAGGCUCACAUUGCUGUCCGCAAUGGUUCCGACCAUGACACCGGUAGUCCUUGGUGGGGCGGUGGCCAGGGAGAUCACGGCGAUGGUGGUGAAGGCGGCGGUGGUCUCCCAGAAGAGACCACUCCCCAUGAGGCUAAGACUCCGCCUGUUGAGACUCCCCCACCUGUCGAGACAGACACGCCUACUGUUCCUCCAGCUGUGACGCCCACCUCCACACCUGUUGAGACCCCCCCGGUUGAGACUUCUACUCCGUCUGAGACCGACACGCCUACUAUUCCCCCAGUCGUGACGCCCACCUCCACACCUGUUGAGACUCCUCCGCCGGUUGAGACUUCUACCCCGUCUGAGACUGACACAUCUACUGUUCCCCGGUUGUAA